Messenger RNA from Diospyros lotus (date-plum), 1519 nucleotides. RefSeq names its product protein SULFUR DEFICIENCY-INDUCED 1-like. The record is from RefSeq and is a predicted model, not a curated record. Lineage: Eukaryota; Viridiplantae; Streptophyta; Magnoliopsida; Ericales; Ebenaceae. Gene Ontology annotation, molecular function: protein binding. The transcript has 4 exons. Bases 148 to 1044 code for a protein of 298 amino acids.
GUUCUUCUAUCUCCUUGCAUAUAUAUAUGUAUGUGCCCCACUCCUCUUCAAUGAUUGUCUGGAGAGACAAUCAAUCGUAUACACCACAAUUCGAUCGCCCACUUCCUACAGACUUCUCUCUCAAGGAAUUUGUAGAGAGACAAAGAGAUGGAAGGAAGUUCCGUUCAGACAAUGAGCAUGGGGAAGAAGAAGGAGAAGGAGCCGGAGCCGUUUCAUGUGAUUCACAAGGUUCCUUCCGGCGAUGGCCCUUAUGUUCAGGCCAAGCAUGCUCAGCUGGUAAAGAAGGAUUUGGAAGCGUCAAUAGUUUGGUUUUGGAAGGCAAUAAACGCAGGAGAUAGAGUAGACAGUGCUCUCAAGGACAUGGCAGUGGUGAUGAAGCAACUGGAUAGAGGUGAAGAGGCCAUUGAGGCUGUCAAAUCCUUCAGGGGUCGCUGCUCCAAACAAGCCCAGGAAUCACUCGACAACGUCCUCGUUGAUCUGUACAAGAAAUGUGGGAAAGUAGAUGAACAAAUAGUGCUGCUAAAGCAAAAGCUGAGGUCGAUAUACCAAGGAGAGGUUUUCAAUGGGAAACCCACCAAAACUGCUCGUUCUCAUGGCAAGAAGUUCAAGGUUACUGUCAAGCAAGAAACUUCCAGGCUGCUGGGGAAUUUGGGCUGGGCCUACAUGCAGAAAGCAAAUUACAUGGCAGCCGAGGUGGUGUACAAGAAGGCCCAAAUGAUCGACCCGGACUCAAACAAGGCCUGCAACUUGACCCUCUGCCUGAUGAAGCAGGCCCGAAUCCAGGAGGCCCGCUCUGUCCUCCAGCCAGUGUUGUCAGGUGAGCUUCCAGGCUCCCACGAUACCAAGGCCCGAAAUCGGGCUGAAGAAAUAUGGGCUGACUUGGAAGCCCAAGAACCUGUGCCAUUGGGCCUGGUGGGCCUCGACAUGGAGGAUGAUUUCAUAGAUGGGCUUGACAAGCUGUUGCAAGAAUGGGCUCCCCUGAGAUCAAAAAGGCUCCCAAUCUUUGAAGAGAUCUCUCCAUUUAGAGAUCAGCUGGCCUGUUAAUUUUGUAAAUACGUUGGGAUUAGGCUUUAGGGAAUUAAUUUUAGUGACAUAAUAAUAAUAAUAAGACAUAGGUGGGCCCGGGUGAGCAGAUGUAAAUUUCUUUCUGGAAAAUUGCUCUUGUUUGAAGGAUAGAAACAGAUUUGCUUAUCUACGCGUUCUUGUAGUUUCAGCCAGUAGAUUUGGUGUACUAAUGAAGCUAAGCUGAUUGUUUUCAUAAUAUGAUGACCAGCACAGCUUCACUGCUGCAGAUGUUUGUGUGAACAGGGCAAGUUAUUUCAUAGAAGGUUGAUUGAAUUCAUGUGCUAGGGCUUCUUUUGCAAAGCGGUUUGACCGCUUAUAAACUAUAUCAGCAGUUUAUAAGUUGGUGAGAUGUUUGCGUGCACCUCACCAGCGUUUAAGCUACUCAGGUUAAACGCUAUUAGCACAGCAUUUUGUAAAAGUUGUUGGGAGAUAAUUUUUUUGUAAAAUGCUACUG